AGAUUAGCUUUCGGUCUGUACUGAAAUGUCGCUCUCCGCGGCGUUCGGUGAGUGGCUGGAACAGCUGGACCGGACCAGGAACCAGCGCCUCUCUCUCCUCCAGGCGAAGAGAGAGAGCUGCAAGCCGCCAAAUCGCUGGUCCUGGAGUCAAAGCGCGCGGUCAUCAGGUCGAUGGAAGAGAGGUGCUUGAGGCUCGAGUGGAGCCUAGCUUCGCAGAGCUUGAAGAUCUCGGCUCUCGAAUCUAAGAUUGCCGCUCUCGAUGCCGAGUACGACAACAAUGUCCAGCGACUGAGGGAGUUGAAGUGCGAGGUGGAGGAGCUUGAGGAGGCGGAGAAGGAGAAGGACGGAUUCUACCGAGCGCAGACCGGCGAAAUGAAGGAUUUUAAGGAAGCUACUAACGGAUUCGUCGUGGAUUGCCAGAUUCGCAUGGAGGAAUUAAGAGACAAGCUAAAUGAGGUAAAAGAGAAGCUCUCUAUUUUCGGAUCUGUGAGCUAAUGUGAUACUGUGCUGGAUCAUUCUGUUAGCUAGAUCAAAGGCUGCAAGGUGAUAGCGAUAACGGUGAACUUUUAUCGCUUGUUUGGCUACUAUACCAGAGAAUGAAGAAAGAUUAUUGUCCCCUGUUAUCUUCGCUUAUGUUCGAUUUUGAUUUGAUGAAAUAGAGCUAUGGUUCAUCUUGAGUAGCAUACGAGAUAACUUGAAGAUAUAAAGUAUCAUGUUUUGAUAUUCUGUGACUGCAAUUAUUUGUGAUGUGCUAACUGCAAAAUGAAGUGGAUUUACAAGAGUCCAUGCAAUUGCUUCUCCCAGAAUAUACCGUAUAGGCAGAACUAGCUGGAGAUGCUUCCAUAUGGUAUGUUGCUUGAGACCAAUAUGCGACUCUGCACGAAUGAUUGAUGGUGCUAUGAACUGGUCUCAAUCUCGUGAACUAAUUCUUUGCUUAGUUUUUCAGCAUGGUCGUCGUGGCCACCGGUAAAUGAGUACACUCAAAUGCGAAUUGAAAAGCCCUUCAAAGCAUUUUUGUGUAAUUAGUUCUUUGUGUUUGUGAUUUUGUUAACGUCAGUUUGUUCUCAAUUUCCUUUGCUUCUCUGCUUUCCUUUGUCAGAUCCAAAAAAAAGAAAGGAGCAGUUGAGGGCUCACGUUCUCUUCCCCGAGUAAUAUGUAAAUUGCGAAGAUAGCUCACUGGUCAAGAGCGAAAUGCCAAGAGCCUAUGCUCAUACAACAUGCCUGUAGUUAUUAUUAUGAAACACAUUAACGAUAAGGAAUCACCAAAUUAUACAUUAGACAAUGUUUUCUCUAGAAAACUAUGAAAUUAGUUGUCUAUUUGAAUGUAAAAGAUUCACAUUGCUGUGUAUUGGCAGGUACUGAAAAUGGAGGGCCAACUAUUGAAUUA
Messenger RNA from Eucalyptus grandis, 1387 nucleotides. RefSeq lists its product as uncharacterized. Lineage: Eukaryota; Viridiplantae; Streptophyta; Magnoliopsida; Myrtales; Myrtaceae. The transcript has 3 exons. The coding region runs from base 172 to 495 and encodes 107 amino acids. The record is from RefSeq and is a predicted model, not a curated record.